This is a messenger RNA of Rhincodon typus (whale shark), 600 nucleotides long. It is a transcript of the gene ndufb4, whose product is annotated as NADH:ubiquinone oxidoreductase subunit B4. Lineage: Eukaryota; Metazoa; Chordata; Chondrichthyes; Orectolobiformes; Rhincodontidae. Gene Ontology annotation, cellular component: mitochondrion. The transcript is spliced from 3 exons. The record is from RefSeq and is a predicted model, not a curated record. The coding region runs from base 113 to 499 and encodes 128 amino acids.
GGAGGGUACAGGCAGCGCGCAUGCUCAGCAGCUGUACCGAGCAGUCAAUAAAGUUAUAUUUGAAGGACGCCGGGGCGUUUGGGUGGUUGUUGAUCGAGGUUUUGUUGAAGUCAUGGCCGAUUAUAAAGAGGCGCCGCUUGCCUCCCGGCCUCAGACUCUUGAUCCCCGCGAGUACUUAGAGCUGAGCCCCGAGGAGCGCCGGGCCCAGGAGGAAAGACUCGCCAUCCGGGCCCGCCUCAAGCUGCAGUAUCUGAGCCAACUCAAUAACCCGAAUCGGACUGAGCGGAUAGAAGACCCAGCCCUCACCCGUUGGACAUAUGCUCGCAGUCUGAACCACAUCUAUCCCAACUUCCGUCCAAGUCCUAAGACGUCACUGUUAGGAUUUGUCUGUGGAGUAGCGCCUCUAUUUAUAUUGUACUAUGUCUUCAAAACAGAUAGGGACCGCAAAGAAAAACUUAUUAAGGAGGGAAUGGAGCGACCAUUUAAUCUAACAUCGUGAACGCUCAAAGCAGCGACAACAAACAUGAUUAAUAAUUGUACAGUAUAUGAUGCAAAAAUUGUAAAACCUCUUUGUGCUUUAAUAAAUGAUUUAAAUUCUAA